Messenger RNA from Dichotomopilus funicola, 2310 nucleotides. RefSeq lists its product as uncharacterized. Lineage: Eukaryota; Fungi; Ascomycota; Sordariomycetes; Sordariales; Chaetomiaceae. The transcript is spliced from 2 exons. The record is from RefSeq and is a predicted model, not a curated record. The coding region runs from base 1 to 2310 and encodes 769 amino acids. Gene Ontology annotation, molecular function: protein binding.
AUGUGCGAAAUUCUGCUCGACCACCAGACUCAACGGGGAUCUCUAGACGUUGGUACUGUUGUCGGAUGGUGUGAUGCGCGGCAACGGCAUGCCAUCGAUUACGCCGUUGCUGCCGAGCAUGCACGAACAACAGGGGUUUGGCUUCUCGCACGGGAGGACAACCCUCUUCAUCAACUCACCCGCCUCGACCGCGACUUUUUCGCACCUCUCCACCUUCUCUGCCGCGAAGGGAAGUACCGUGACGCUUUGUGCUUACUCGACAGUCUCGGUAACAACAACGGACACGGAGAUGCAUACACCUUAGCUCUCCAGUUGUGCUUUGUACGGUCACCAUCCCCACCAAUGCCAUUCAACACCGUCCAAACAUCACUCCGGCAUUACCUUGCAGAAUAUACCGAGCUACUUGUGUCCGGGGAACAUAAGCCUCAUUUGGAAGACGGCGAGGAGGCGCUUAUCUGUCUAGUCCAACGCCUCCUGGACCUGGGAGCCGAUCCUAGUACCGUCAUGCAUCGCGAAGGGUGGGUGGACUAUGCGUGGGGUCAGUCGGCUCUUCACCUAGCAGCCGGACGCGGGGAAGUUAAAGCACUAGCCACUAUGCUCGACUUUGGAGCACCUCUCGAGCGUUAUGUUAUACGCCCGAUGUUGUCGGGCCAUCCGAAUAACCAGACGCCCCUGGGUGCCGCCCUCCUGCCCCCGGACGGAUCACCCACCGUACAAGACUCCCGGAAAUACUUGGAGAUAACUCUGUCCCUUCUUGAACGGGGCGCCUCGCUUCAAAAGGCUCUCGGCCCUUGGCAACGGCCAGGCCCGAGGGUCGUCCUUUGGCCUCUCUUUUGCACCCACGAGCGCACUCGCAAACCCUGGUACAAUUCGGAUUCCUUUGACUUAUUUGAGCGAAUAUUGGCGCUGGCAGCGGCACAGCAUGGGAAGGAGCCCGAAGACUGGGCCGCGGAUGUCUUGUAUUUAUCCAUCAUGUGUGGACGACCGAACGGGAAUCUCUGUAAAUGGCUGGUUCAGCGUUUUGGUGUUGUGCCCUCUGAUUUCCCAUCCAAGUCUUUGGCACGGAUGUCUCCUGUCAACUAUGAGAAAAGGCAGUACAAUGAGCCGGGCAUGAUGGACUGGUUACUAGAAACUCUACCUGAGACUGCACUCAAUUACGAACUUAAAUCAGUCGAUCAGGUUAGGGGCCUAGCUGGUAUAUAUGCGGAUCGCUGGCAAUUCCACGCCGCCAAAGCUCUGGUCGAGCGAGGAUGGGUGGACAGGGUCCCCGUGAUCCAAGACGGCCAGGGACCGCAGGCUACGCAAUCUGACAUGGUGCUGUUUCGGAUUCGGUCCAUCCUUCACCCGCCUUGCGUAAGCCGACCUUGUUCGAAGACCGGCAACGACGGUGCUGUCGAGCUGGUCCGGGCCAUUCUGGCUCGGGCGGCGACACUGUCGGCUGGCGAUCGGGCCUGGGUCAUGACGUUGAGAGGGGUACCGGCGGUCAGCCGGUUGAUUCGGGUAGCCGCUCAUUCAGUUCCAAAACGUGGCCGUAAUGAGGCUAUGGAAAUGUUACGACUUCUUUUGAAGGAGCGUGCUGUUCCUCUCUACGGUGUACAAGGAAGAUUUCACGGCGAGUUUCCAACACACGGGUCCAGGCCUCUUGCUUCUGUUUACCCGGUUCCCGUUGCGGUAGAGUGUGGGGAUCCUGAGGUGCUGGAACUGAUCUUCAACGAGACACCGCCCGCAACAUCCGAGGAAAUUCAGGAUAUUUUAGCUAUGGCGCUCGACGCUAGCCCAGACUUGGCCAACCCAGUCAUUCUCCAGGUUAUUCUCGAACACCCCCUUACCAACCUCGCCGCCCUCAUCGUGAGGACGGACACUCCCAACAAUAAUGGCGUCAGCGGCGACAUACCGCCCCUCUAUUACCUCCUUAAAAGCUUCUACAACAGACGCAUCGCCCCUUGGCAGGGGCACGAAGGGCAACGGUCCGACCAUGCCUGCGAUUGUGGGUUUCUCGGCAGAGACAAGCGUCUCGUGCGAUGUGUCGCCUUGUUAGUCCAACACGGGGCUUCUUGGACACAGCCUAGUGAGCCGUCGGGCGAGACGGCUCUGGAUGUGCUUGCCGCGAUACUGGAUACUGAGGGCCACACCACGCGGAACGGGGACUUGGAUGUCUAUUUUCGCGACCUUCUUUCUAUUAGCAACAUGUGUGUGCUGAAGAAACAUGUAAUUUUGGACUGGAGGGGUGCUGACGCGGUCGGGAGGGUGCGCAGCGCGGGGUUUAAUCCCGUUGAGUUUGCUGAGCUCGAGGUCCCAGCGAGGUGGUGA